Fusarium odoratissimum NRRL 54006 is the source of this 6345-nucleotide messenger RNA. RefSeq lists its product as uncharacterized. Gene Ontology annotation, biological process: fructose 2,6-bisphosphate metabolic process; fructose metabolic process. Gene Ontology annotation, molecular function: 6-phosphofructo-2-kinase activity; ATP binding; fructose-2,6-bisphosphate 2-phosphatase activity. Gene Ontology annotation, cellular component: cytosol. The transcript has 3 exons. Bases 3648 to 4709 code for a protein of 353 amino acids. NCBI's taxonomy places the organism in Eukaryota, Fungi, Ascomycota, Sordariomycetes, Hypocreales, Nectriaceae. The record is from RefSeq and is a predicted model, not a curated record.
AGCCAAGAGCCUGGCUGUUUUUAUUCUUUUUAUCUUUUCAUGUAGAAUCGGCGGGCGUUGAGGGCUUGGAUUCAUGUCUGUUCUUCUGGGCUGAAAUGCUGGCUUCUGCCUCCGCGAGUAGACGCGGACGCUCUGCUCUCCUCGGCAAUUUUUAUUGCCAAAAUUGUAUUGAGAAGAAUAUUGUCGACUUAAAUUUCCAGUUCACAAAGUUUGAAGGGGUUUCGAUCCAGAUAGAAACGACAGUUGGUACUUCAAGUAUUAGGGGGCCUCUUCUCCAUUGCCACUUAUACAGCGUCAUCUCGUGAUGACGGUAUCAGUCAGCGCAGAGUAACCCUUAGCUUUAUCCUUAGGUUUUCACUACUUGUGAAUAAGAAUCAACUGGCGCGUGAGACACCAGGAACUGAUGCGCGAAGCCCGGCGAUUUCUUACUCCAUGAACUGCUUUCUGUGUAUGUCAAUAUCUACACCAAACAAGAGGAGACAAGAGAACUUAGGGACCUCUUUGCUAAGGGACAAAAAUACUAAGAAGAUUUACUAUGAACUUGAUAGAUUUUUAGACUGACUGUUUUUGACACCUUAAUUUAGAGCCAGAAGUUUUCUUGCUCUGAGGGCCAGAGUCUAAGUGAAAUUCUCAGCGAAAAGAUCCAAUACAAACACCAUCGUGUAUCUGCAGUGGAACGUGAUUCGUCGUGUGAUGUUAGGUGGGAUUCUUAUCGCGAUAACCCGCAAUGGAAGGUAGUCCGUGGUAGUUAUCCUGCUGUUUCUAGCUGUCAUCCAUCUUCACACGUUCACGAUUGCCUCCAUCGCAAGUCAAGCAUUCGACUCCAGUCACAAGACUCGACUUAAAAGACAUCCUGGACUGACACAUCCCAUCCUGUUGGGUUCAGAUACUGGAUCACCAGAGAAAAAACCUUACCACUUCAACAUUUGUCAUCGACGUCUGAUAUUACGGGCCGAAGCACAAGAAAAUUAUGAGAGGUGUCGCAGCUGGACCUCCGUCACCUGUACGGACAAGGGGUCGUGCAAACACCUUUGCCUUUAGCAAGGUACGAGAUAAAACAUUUCUUUGAUUCAUUGUUAGUGUUCAAGCGAACGAAUCCGAUCCACCAAAUUUCGUUAUCGUGAGGCCGCAAGGCGGUGUAAGGGCAGCACCACAACACAACAGAAAGCCGCAAAAGCAACUAAACCUGGGGUGAGGGGACCCCACGUUCGAAAAGUCUGGGAGCUUGGGGGAGAAAGAGCUUCAAGGUGCAUCUACCAUCAUAUCACAACGUCAAAUCGAAUGGAAGACGGGUCAGAAGAUGGAUGACCCCAUAUAUAACAUGCGUUGGAAAUGCAAGCAUCGGCCGAGAACGUACCCCAGGAACCGGCACCUGGAGACUUUCAAAAAGCAAUUGCAAGUCAUGAUAUCGCAGCAACACGAUGCGACACGAUACCAGUGGUGCCAAUUCGGACAGACCCGGAGCUCAGCAUAGGUCUCGUGAGCGGCAGCUGGUGGCGGUUCCUGCAGCAUAGUUGCAUCCAAACAGACGGGCCUAGGCAAACAGUUGACCGUGAAUUGAGGCUGGCGGCCCGGGUAAGAGCACGGGACAAGUGUGAUGAGAUUUGGAUCUAUCAAUAUCCACGCCAAUGCCAAUGUCAAUGCCUGUUUACUGGAGCUGACUCGGUUCUGGGCUCGGCGUCUUGUCGGUGUCUGGGUGAAAUGCCUAAAUUCACACAAUCAGGGGCAAUAUUUUCAAUGGCUACUGCACAUCCUCAACACCAUCUUUCUAAGCCUUUGACGCCGAAGAUUGCCCUCAAAUGCCUGGAUAUCUGGUCGCCGUCUCCGGGACCAUGCCGGGAGGAUCCGGAGGCAGGUCACCAUGAGACAGCUGCAACGAGAGUUGAGCUAGCGGCUACGUAGAGGACUCUACAGGUCUCUGGCAGCUCUGCGGCUUUCCUCCCCCACCAUCUGAUCGGCAAACGGAAAUGGAAAUUUUACAGAGUGGAGGUUCCCCCGGUAAGAGGCCGGAAGGAACAUGAAGUCAGGUUCAGGGGUGUCUUUGGAGCACCCGACCUUCUGUCCUUCCCCUACAGGACCGUCUCCGAGUCACCUUACAGGGCGUCUCAACCGUCCCGGGGCUCUACAGACACGCACGGCGUCCAUCCGAGCGGCGGCGGGGGAGGUUUGACCCGCGACAGUGGAUCAGAAACGCGGGCUUUAGCGGGGCAACGACGUAAUCCCAUUGGCCUGUCUCCAUUCCAUCGUCAUUCAUGAUGGAGCCACGACCUUGAGAAAGACGAUGCAAGCCGCAUGCUCAACAUGAUUUUUUUUCUUUCGUGUUUGUGAUGGAGCAAACUCGGUUACCUUGACUAAAGGAUAGGCAUUUUCUUCUUUCUAUAGCAGCGAUAAGCUGUACCGUAUCAAGUGUGAUACUCAGCUGGUUGGGUCCCUCUCUUAGCCUCAAAAUCGACUCCAUCUUCAUCCCGAGCUACCUUACCUUACCUUACCUUAGCUACCUGCACCCUUACCUUACUUCACCUUGGACUUCUGUCACUUGACCUCUCUUAUCCUCUUUGACCUCCUGUCCCCUUGGACUAUUCGCUACCCCAGGCACGGCUUGCUACUCUAUAGAGCAACUAGUUAAAGCAGCUGCUGUCCAUCCAUCUCAAUUUCUUUUCCUUUCAUCCAUAGACCGCUCGCUAUUCGACCCCUCAUUCUAUCCCCCACUUCAUCUUCAGACAGCUUCUCCCCGAAGUCUUGGUUCCCUUGCCCCGGGUGCCUUUACUGCAGAUCACAUCAAAUUCAUCUGAAUCUUGCUCUUCUCGACCAGCUCAACUUUGGUGCUGCAUAUACAGACGGGUAGAGCUUCGACUGCCUCUAUUUCCUGCAUCGAGCAAAGUUGCAUUGAGGCCACUCAAUUAGGAUCAAUUCGGCGUAUCAUUGACGUGAAUCUACUCCGUUGGGAAGGAACAUACCAUCCAUCUACGUGCCGUGCCCUCCUCAUCUGAUCUCAACUGGCUGGCUACCUUCGGAUCCAGUCGUCGGAAAGAACUCACCCAGCUCCUUCGUUUCUCCUCACUCACCCUCUGGUCUACCUCGGCUCACACGACCACUAACAUUCUGACUCCUACAUUCUAUCACUCGUCUUCGAUUAGACUACCGUCAUUCCAAUCUCAUCCUCUUCUUUGUUUGAUGCCUCUGCAGUAUUGGAGCUUCAUCAGAUUUGAUCAGUGCCUGGCUCUCUUUUGUGAACCUUGAUUGCUCUGCUCAGUAGCAGUCGCAUUCAAUUUUACCGCCCAACCAACUUACACCCCAUUUGUCGCAAAUCAUCAGCCACGAUGCCUUCUCGAACUAACGGUGUCGGCGUUCAGGCCGAAGAUACCAGGAUCUGCGUGGUCAUGGUCGGUCUACCAGCCCGAGGCAAGAGUUAUAUUGCCCAAAGAGGUAGGUUUUAUCUCUAUCUGCAUCUGCAUCACGCGCCAUCAUAGCUGACCAACAUCUCAGCCCAGCGAUAUCUUCAGUGGCUCUCCAUCCCUGCUCAGACUUUCAACGUUGGCAACUACCGCCGCAAUGAUGCACCACAACCCACGGCCGAUUUUUUCGAUAUCAACAAUCCGGAAGGAGAACGCACCCGCCGUGCUGCCGCUGAGGCUGCUGUUGCCGACAUGCUCGCCUGGUUCCGGUCUGGCGGCAUUGUUGGUAUUCUUGAUGCUACCAAUUCUACUCUGGAACGCCGCAAAUGGGUCCUGGAGGUCUGCAACGAAAACGGCAUCGAGGUUCUCUUUGUCGAGAGCAAGUGUGACGACGAAGAGCUUAUCAUGGCCAAUAUCCGAGACGUCAAGACUACCAGCCCGGACUACCGUGGACAGGACCCUGAGACUGCCGCCCUCGAUUUCCGUAACCGCAUUCGCAACUACGAAAAGGUGUACUGCACCAUUGACGCUGAUGGCAAAGAGUCUCACCUGACUUACCUCAAGAUCAUGGAUGUGGGUAAGCAAGUCAUUAUCAGCCGUAUCCGAGAUUAUCUCCAAAGUCGCAUUGUGUACUAUCUCAUGAAUCUGCACAUCCGUCCUCGUUCAGUUUGGCUAUCAAGACACGGUGAAUCCUUGUAUAACAUUGACGGAAGAAUUGGCGGUGAUACGCUUCUCUCUCCUCGUGGUGAACAAUAUGCCAGAAAACUUCCUGAGCUCGUCCGAAAAUCAGUUGGUGACGAUCGACCACUCACAGUAUGGACCUCAACUUUGCGACGUACUAUUGCUACUUCUCGUUUCCUUCCACAGCACUAUAAUCAACUCCAGUGGAAGGCGCUCGAUGAGCUUGACUCAGGAGUAUGUGAUGGCUUGACCUACCAGGAGAUCAAGGACCGAUAUCCCGAGGACUUUGCCGCCCGUGAUGAAGACAAGUACAACUACCGAUAUCGUGGCGGAGAGUCGUAUCGCGAUGUUGUUAUCCGCCUUGAACCCAUCAUCAUGGAAUUGGAGCGAAGUGAAGAUAUUCUUAUCGUCACCCACCAAGCUGUGCUACGAUGCAUAUAUGCAUACUUCAUGAAGAAGGACCAGUCUAAGAGCCCUUGGAUGAACGUGCCCCUACAUACCUUGAUCAAACUUACCCCAGGAGCCUACGGUACCGAGGAAGUCCGCUAUGAGGCCAAUAUUCCUGCUGUCAGCACCUGGAGAGGCAAGGGUAGCACCGCUAAGCACGAGAACCCAGCCCCUGGUGUCAUGUAAUACGAUAGACAACAUUGUCAAGUUUCGCAAGGGUCCUACGACCUGUGCUUGAGUAUACGGCGAACAUGCGCCCGGUGGAUGACUGUUACGAUUUGAAAUGAGCGUGCAUAUGGAACAGAUUUAGGGGUAUGACGACACGGUAAAGCAUUUUUGAGGGGCAUUCUAUGACUACUUGCUAUGAAGAGGACAGCUCGUACGAUAUCCGCAGGAACUUAGGGUUCGGGAACAAAAACAUACACGGCAUAGUGUCACGAAAGACACAAUUGUAGGGCUUCGGUAGGGCUCUGUACAGGAUCAACGGCGUUCUUUUACUAUUUGUCUGAUAGCGGAUCAGGCUGGAUAAUGACUAGCGUCUCUAUAAAAGUGACAUCAAAGCACAUGACCAUAACGAAUUACAAACUCAUGAUAGCUAGAUAUGAGAGCAAUUGUGCGUUCAGUGAACUGAAGUUGAGCAUUGCGGGCAGUUGAGGACAAAUUUAAACUAUUGUGGCAAUGCUUGACAUGGGGUUGCAGGUUUUGUAAUCCCCGGUUUAGGAUGUUGUUGUGUCCCGGCUAACAACUAAGGUGCCUUUUACUGUCCUCAUAAUAUCCAAGAUUUCGGUUCCCUUAACUCAUAUUUGGGACGAUAAUCUACCAGUACAAUAAAUCGCGAGAACGACUGGGAGAUGGACAUGAUGAGGUCAUUAAUGAACAUCAUCUCCCCAACUGAUAAUUGCCAAUCGAUCGUCCAACAGCCGACCAUCGUACAAAGUCUGUAGGAUCCUGCGCCGAUUAUGGCAUCAGAGAGCACCUCCUCAACAUCCCCAGCAAUACCUCAUCAGGCUCGCCGGGGUGGAGACCGCGGGGAAAGAAGGGCAGGGUGCGCCGGUAGUUGCUCGGUGGGGUCGAUUUGUGUACCGACCCAAAGUGUUGGAGACUCAUCGAGGUCAAAUCGACCUCUUAUACGGCGUCCAUAAAAAGGGCCUUUCAUGUCCUUCAGCCUUUCCUGAGCUGUUCAUAUUGAUAUCUUCUGAAUCCUCUGAAGACAUAGUGGGCGAUGUGCGCUCCAAACCUACCAUGACCACCAGAUUUGGCCUUACAGGGCAGAAUGUCCAGAAGCAUAGGUAAGAUACUGGCUUGCGCGAUUUUCCGUAGUGGCUUCACUCAUUAUGAUCGUGUGAGCUUUCAUUCGAUUGUCCCGUAGAACUUGGCAUGUGGUGCGAGGCGCAGUCUGUGCCGGUAUUGGUGUCAGAUUUCCAGACUUCCUGUUUUGGCUGAUUUUCUUCGGUACUUUGUUGUUUCUUUGAAACCAUCUUCUUGGUCAAGGAUGGAGUUUGUGAUCGGGAUCCUUCGCGGCGCUUCUCUCUGCUGCGUGUGGUCUUUGACAUUGGCCAAGAACGACGGAAUCUUCCAGUAGUUGGUGCAGUCACACUGGGAGCUGCAGGUGCACUGUACCGAGAUUGUAGCUGGUGGAGGAAUGUGUGGUUGGGAUUGUCAUGGCAAGUGCAGCGACAAGGAGCGAGGUUGGGCCCGGAGGCCUUGACAAUCUUGGCAAUGAGCUCGGCCAUGGACAAUUCGAUAUGAAGUUUGACGAGAUAUGCAAGCGGGUGAAACUCGACGUAUCUAACACGACGAUUAGCUGAUAGACAAUACUCGG